CAUCUAGCUUAUACGUCAUCUGUGGCUAAAUUCGGCUUAGUGGCUCAACUGCUGUCUUGUGGUCGGUGUUGUUAUUCAAGAAAAUCGAUAUCGAUUCGGGAAUGUCGGGAUCCUUAUUGACUAAAAAUGAAAAUUUAACGUGAUAUUAUCGAAUACAGCCCAAUAAUGAAAUAAGCUAUCGUUCUAAGUGUUCUAAUAUUAUUAUCAGCACUUGUGCUCUAUCGACGAUACUGUUUAUCUCUAGAAGGUCCAAAUAAAAAUUAUUCAGCUAUCGGUUGUUUAUCUGUUUAUCUCCGGAAAGAGGAAAAUCUCUCGGUAAACGACCGACAGGAGUAAAUAGUACAAGUAAUUUACGUGUCGUUCGCGCAUGUCCUCGACAUGCAUCGUGUUCGUUUGAACAAUCUCGCGGCAAAAUUAUGGAGGAGAUCCAACCCGCCGAUUCAUCGGAGAUCGAUCAGCCAGGAUUCGCUCGUUUACGGAUCCGAGAUCGUGACAGCCCGGAAAAAUGGAUUGCCGAUCGUGGCCCUGGAAUCGACGAUCAUCACGCAUGGCAUGCCGUAUCCUGAUAAUUUGAACACCGCGCUAAAAGUCGAGGACGCGGUCAGAAAGCAAGGUGCUGUACCUGCAACAAUAGGAAUCGUAGGUGGAAAGGUGCAUGUAGGCUUAAACAACGAACAAUUGGAGAUCCUAUCUAAAGCAGACCCUGCAAAGACCGUGAAGUGUUCACGCAGAGAUAUCUGUUUCAUUGUAUCACAUGGAUUAAAUGGUGGUACAACAGUCAGUGCCACAAUGUUGAUUGCGCAUGCAGCAAAUAUUCCAAUAAUGGCAACAGGUGGUGUCGGUGGAGUUCAUAGAGGAGCUGAGAUGACUUACGACAUUAGUACAGAUUUGACAGAAUUUGGACGUACACCGGUAGCAGUUGUCUGUUCUGGUGUUAAAUCUAUCUUAGACAUUGGCAAAACCUUGGAAUAUUUGGAAACUCAAGGGGUACCAGUGAUAAAAAUUGGCGAAACGCCAGAAUUUCCAGCUUUUUAUUGUUCUGAGACAUUGGAUAAAAUAAAAGCACCGUAUAAAGUUUCCAAUGCUAAGAAAGCAGCUGAUAUUAUGAAGACGCAAAGGACAUUGGGCAUUAAUACAGGGAUAUUAUUUGCAGUAUCGAUUCCCGAAAAAUACACCUUAAAACCUGAUAUUGUAGAUUGUGCUAUAUCUGAAGCUUUAGAAAAAGCCACUGUCAUGCAUGUGACGGGCAAGCAAGUUACGCCAUUCCUUUUGAAUGAACUCAACAAGAUUACAUGUGGUCAAUCCCUUGAAGCAAAUAUAGCUCUUAUAGAAAAUAACGCCAAAGUCGCGGCUGAGAUUGCUUUGAAUCUCUGCGAAAAAUCUCGGAUAUCCUGCGUGCAAGGAUCGAUAAUAUCGAAGCGAAAACCGAUAGUAAUUGGCGGGGCUGUCUUGGAUACUAUUGUGCAAGUGAAGGAGAAAAUAAACUACGAUGGCAGAACAUAUGUCGGACAAAACAGACGUAGUUGCGGCGGAGUUGCUCGAAAUGUUGCCGAUGCCCUAAUCAAGCUUGGUUUGGAGAACACGCAAUUGAUAUCCGUCGUUGGCAAUGACGAGUAUGGAAAGGUCAUUCUUGAAAGUUUAGGAACUGGUGGAAAAAUUGUGAAACAAAUGUCAGACGUGAACACCGCCAGAUUCACAGUGAUAGUGGACGUCAACGGUGAAUGUCAAUUCUGUAUCAGCGAAGUGGAAUCCUUUACCGCGAUCACCCCGAAGUUGAUAAAAGAAUAUCAGUCGUACCUCGAAGAAGCUAGUCUUAUCGUUCUCGAUGGAAAUCCCGGAUUGGAUACCCUCCGUUGCGUGCUCGACAUCGCCUCGCAAGCAAACGUUCCAGUUUGGUACGAGCCCACAGAUAUUCAAACUGCGACAAAAAUAUUUGAAGCUGGCCUAGAAUGGAGGAACGUAUUACAUUUCAUUUCACCCAAUCGGAACGAAUUAAAAGUCAUAGGCAAAUACUUUAAUAUUUCUAUUCCUGAAAACAUGGAUCUGACAGCUGUGAAAAAUAUAGCAGAACAAUUGCUCGAAUACAUUCCAAUUGUUAUAACUACUUUAGGACCACAAGGAGUACUGGUGACACGCAAAGGUUUGCAAGAUGAGCCCUUUUACGAUAAGAAUGGAAAAUUGAUUACAAAUUCCUCAAUUGCAUCUCGAUUGUAUCCUGCUUUGGAUAUUCCAGAAAAGUCGAGCGAGAUUCUCAGUGUAAGCGGCUGUGGAGAUUGCCUUGCAGCUGGAAUAAUUUCUGGAAUUCAUAAGAAUCUCGAUGAAACCAAUUGCAUUUCUUUGGCUUUAAAAGCUGCUGCACUUUCAUUGAAGUCUUUCGACACAGUUCCAAAGACACUCACGAUGCUUUCCAACAGUGAAUCUUAAUUAAUAACAUCUUAAUAUAAUUAUAAACUUUUAUCGUAAUGAAGGAUUUCGAGUUUUAAUAUUUUUAAUAUUUUCGAGUUUUAAUAUUUUUAUACUCGCUAUAAUUAUUACACAAGUACUAUUUUUCUGCUACUAUAAUAAGUUCCUGUUUUCCAUUGAUUAAAUGCGUAAACUUAAACAAGAUUAUUUGUAAAAUCAAUAUGGAUAUUUUUCAUUGAUUAAUCAAGGUGACUAAUAAUUUAUUUUUAAAAUGAAAAAAAAAAAGAAUUGGAAUCAAUUACAACUGUAAGCUAAAUACAGAUACAUAUAAAGCUGAAAUAAUUUCUGAAAUUCAUAAGAAACCAAUUGCAUCUCUCUGGCUUUAAAAGCUGCUGCACUUUCACUGAGAUCUUUUGACACAAUUCCAAGGACACAUGAUGCUUUUCAACAGUGAAUCUUAAUCAAUAACAUCUUUACAUAAUUAUACUUUUAUUGUAAUUAAGCAUUUCGAGUUUUAAUAUUUUUAUACUCUCUAAUUAUCACACAAGUAGUUUUUUUUCUACUAUUAUAAUAAGUUCCUGUUUUCCAUUGAUUAGAUGCGUAAACUUAAACAAGAUUAUUUGUAAAAUCAAUAUGGAUAUUUUUCAU
Messenger RNA from Camponotus floridanus (Florida carpenter ant), 3051 nucleotides. Its product is annotated as pseudouridine-metabolizing bifunctional protein C1861.05. Lineage: Eukaryota; Metazoa; Arthropoda; Insecta; Hymenoptera; Formicidae. The transcript is spliced from 9 exons. The record is from RefSeq and is a predicted model, not a curated record. The coding region runs from base 379 to 2424 and encodes 681 amino acids. Gene Ontology annotation, molecular function: pseudouridylate synthase activity.